GGCCAGGAUGGCGGGGCACCGCGGGGUAAACCGUGUGUCAAGCGCCGGCCCGGUUCCGGCGCCAGUCUCGACACUUAGUUUUCACGCAUAAUAGCCACGCUGCCAGCCCACCAGACUCGGUCUCUCGGUCUGGAUUGUUGACUUUCAAGGCUGCCUUGGCUUCAAACCACCUACGAUACGACCACGCGCAUCAUCCCUUCCCUGAAAGUCAUGACGGACAAGCGGCGGGUGCUCCUCGUUGGCGCCGGCGGCAUCGGCGCAAUAGCCGCCCUCAAUCUCGAGCGCGGGGGCUCGGCCGAGGUGGCCGCCGUGCUCCGUUCCAACUACGACGUUGUGGGUCGCAAAGGCUUCUCGAUAACGUCCUGCGACCACGGCAGCUUGGAGAACUGGCGGCCCAGUCAAGUCCUGAACGCCGUCCCGACCAUCUCGGACUCGAGCCCCGCUGGACGAUACGACUACGUCGUCUGCUGCACCAAGAACAUCCCCGAUGCCGGCCCGAGCCUUCCCGACAUCAUUGCCCCAGCCGUGUCUCCCGGCCACACCGUCAUCGUCUUGAUCCAAAACGGCCUCAACAUCCAGCGACCCUUCUUCAGCCGGUUCCCCUCAAACAUUGUCCUCUCGGGCGUGAGCCGCAUCGACGCCCACGAAGUCUCUCCGGGCGUCGUCGAACAAAAGCAGCACGACCUGCUGCACAUCGGCGCCUUCCGAAGCCCCGGGCUCGACGAAGAGCAGCAACACGAAGCCGCGCGGCAGUUUGUCAACAUCUACAGCGCGGCAGGGGUGGCCACGUGCCUGCACAGGCCGGACGUCGACUUUGAUCGAUGGAGCAAGCUGGUCUACAACGCCUCCUUCAACCCGAUCUGCGCCCUGACGGGCUUGAAUGCCAGCGAGCUGCAGAUGACGGGCAGGGCGAUGGGCUCGAUGGUCGUCCCGGCCAUGAGGGAGGUUCUCGCAGUGGCGGCAGCUGCAGGCCACGACAUUUCUGAAGACGUCAUAGAGAAGACCAUCAGCCUCAACCCCGUCGAGGACAACAUCAAGCCCAGUAUGCAAGUCGACUUUGAGAAGGGGAACUUGAUUGAGCACGAGAACAUUCUCGGUGAAGUCGUCCGCGAAGCCCAGAAACACGGGAUAGCCACGCCAAUCUUGGGCGUUCUGUACGAGAUCUGUUGUGCCCACCAGUGGAGAUUCAAGAAGGCCAAGGGCUUGGUAUGAUGAGUCUCGUUGCUGUCCUAUAGGAGACUCGACAUCCCAUGCAGAUACGACGGAUACUAUCGCUGUCCGAGUUUGCUACCUGCUGAUGAUAGAUUCCCUCUUGCGCUUCCAUAAAGACACAGGAUGCUUACUUAUCUUGCUUCGACUAACGGAUUCGUUCGGUGUUGAGUAGCCAUCACCGCGGUACUCCUGGUAGCAAGUGGUAGACGUUAAAGCGUAAGGUCAACUGCGAGUCAUACUCAUAUCUUUGGGUUGACCUACUGCCGAUUAC
Messenger RNA from Colletotrichum navitas, 1483 nucleotides. Its product is annotated as 6-phosphogluconate dehydrogenase. The transcript is spliced from 3 exons. Gene Ontology annotation, biological process: pantothenate biosynthetic process. Gene Ontology annotation, molecular function: 2-dehydropantoate 2-reductase activity. Gene Ontology annotation, cellular component: cytoplasm. Lineage: Eukaryota; Fungi; Ascomycota; Sordariomycetes; Glomerellales; Glomerellaceae. The record is from RefSeq and is a predicted model, not a curated record. Bases 211 to 1212 code for a protein of 333 amino acids.